Cordyceps fumosorosea ARSEF 2679 is the source of this 471-nucleotide messenger RNA. Its product is annotated as Sybindin-like family protein. Gene Ontology annotation, biological process: endoplasmic reticulum to Golgi vesicle-mediated transport. NCBI's taxonomy places the organism in Eukaryota, Fungi, Ascomycota, Sordariomycetes, Hypocreales, Cordycipitaceae. Gene Ontology annotation, cellular component: TRAPP complex. The transcript has 3 exons. The record is from RefSeq and is a predicted model, not a curated record. Bases 1 to 471 code for a protein of 156 amino acids.
AUGUAUGUGACCGUGUUUGCACUCAUCAUCAUCAACAAGGCCGGUGGCUUAAUCUACAACAAGAUCUUCCACGAGACGGGCCUACAAAAGAUCAGCACAAACGACUACCUCGUCCUCGCGGGCACCUUUCACGGUGUCCACGCCAUCACAGCCAGGCUCAACCCCAUCAAGCCCGUCGCACCGCCAACUGCGCCUGGGGGCGUGCCCAGCAGGCCGGAGCCAUCGUCGGGGCUCGAGGUACUCGAGACGGAGAACUUUCGCAUGCAGUGCUUCAACACCAUGACGGGCACCAAGUUCCUUCUCUUCACGGACACGACGCAGACCAAUGUCGACGUCACCAUCAGGCGGAUAUACGACCUCUACGCCGACUACGUCAUGAAGAACCCGUUUUACUCACUAGAGAUGCCGGUGCGGUGUGACCUAUUUGACCGUAAGCUGCUAUCAUACAUUAGAGAGAUCAACAGCCGCUGA